Anguilla rostrata (American eel) is the source of this 2078-nucleotide messenger RNA. It is a transcript of the gene med1l, whose product is annotated as mediator of RNA polymerase II transcription subunit 1-like. The coding region runs from base 115 to 1971 and encodes 618 amino acids. Gene Ontology annotation, molecular function: nuclear retinoic acid receptor binding; nuclear thyroid hormone receptor binding; transcription coregulator activity. The record is from RefSeq and is a predicted model, not a curated record. Gene Ontology annotation, biological process: cellular response to thyroid hormone stimulus; regulation of transcription by RNA polymerase II. The transcript has 17 exons. Gene Ontology annotation, cellular component: mediator complex. NCBI's taxonomy places the organism in Eukaryota, Metazoa, Chordata, Actinopteri, Anguilliformes, Anguillidae.
AUUCGUCCACACCCUGUACCACCUUAAUUAAUAGCUAACUACACAUUGGCUAGGAUUUAGGUUCAACCGUGCUUUGCUCGAUCUUAAAGCGGCAAGUUCAGUAGAUGAGACGAAAUGGAGGGGAAGACGUCGGGUGGAGUGGACACCAACAAGACCAAACUCUCGCAGCUGCGGUCUAAAUAUGCAGAGAAACCGUGGAAUGAGACACUUCAGCUGGUUCGCAGGUGCAUGGAUAAAUCAAAAACUGAUUCCAGAUCCAGUCCGCUGUAUUUGCGUUGUCUGGGGAGAAUCCAUGAGGCACUGAAUGUGUCCUCUUUGACUGCAAUGGUAUCCAGAUUAGAGAUGAUUGCAAAACAGAGAGGGCUAGGAUCACACCGGAGCCCCACAGAGACUACCUAUUACUUGACUUCGGACAUGUUCUACCUGGAGGUGUUACUGCUGCCUGGUGGGGGUGUAGAGGAUGUCAAGGUGGCUCAUCAUGGAGAGGCUCCUGUGUCCUGGGAAGCACUUCUUACCCUUCUCAGGUCAAAAAGAUUUGAAGAUUUCUCAAUGAAGCUGGACUGCUUCUCUUCGCUCUACAACAUACGUGGAGACAAUGAAACUAAAAUAAAGAUAUACACUGCCCUUCAGCACCUGGAGAAAGAUCUUGUAAAGAUAUCUCAGUUGCCCAGACCUCUCAUAGAUCAUGAUCUUCAUGUGGACACAAUUCUCAACGGAAGAAUCGGGAAGGUCACCCUACGGAGAGAAGGAAAUCCCCUGAGUAUCAAGUACUACAUCAGCCCUUAUGAUCAACUGACAGGGAAUGCAGAUGCAGAGUGCAACAGUGGACAGGCAGCUCUGGUGACGGCAGGGGCCAGUGACUCCACACACAGGCUGCAGAUGACUUGCCUCAUCCAAAGGCCUCCCAUAAUCAACACAGAUGGUCUCCCAGUGUUCAGUCCCCUGGACAGUGUCACUAGUGAAAUCCUGCCAGCCUGCUUUUUCCUGAGGCUGCAACCACCUUUGCCGAUGUUCUCUUCCUUUAUCCGCAAAAUGCACCAAAUCACUGAAAUGACCAUGUAUGAGACUGACCUGCAGUGGCUGCCCUUCCCCUGGCUGUUGGCGACCAGUCUGGAAGAAAGCAGCUGCUUUGACUCUUUGGCAGGGGAAGAUGCCCACUUCUUUGUGCCUCUUCCAGACAACCAGAUGCACAGUUAUGUGCUGGCAGGGGACGUGUGGGGCAUAGCAGCUCUGAAGGGGGCGCUGGUGCACAACAUCCCCUUUACACACCCUGCCCAUGUCCCCAUGCUGCUGGAGCUGUUGAGACACCAGGCUGCAAUCAACACUCUGCUUUCCAGCAUCGUUACCCACCACAGGCCCUGCCAAGGUUCAGAGCCAGACUUGCACUGUGAGGUCCUUCCAGAGUCGGAGUCCAGCUUCUCUGUGUCUUUCCCCCUGCCUGACCCAGGCUGCCUCGGUGUGCUUUUGGUGAAUUUAAAGGACUCUCGUCAGAUCACCAGCCGGCUGUUUACACUGUGUUCAAAAUAUUCCUCCAUUGAUGAAUACAUAACACGAGUCUUGAAAAGAUGCAUGUCCAUUCCUUUGGUCAUGAGGGCGAUCUGUAGAAGACUGGCUCAGAGCAGCUAUUUAGAUGUGGCUGCCUCCACUUCAGCAGCUGGAAAUUCUGAGCAUGCACCUACACCUGCUGCUUGCUUAUAUAUGGCAGACUCUGAAGCCGAUGCUCCCUGUGCUCCAUCUGUAGACUCUGAGGCUGUACAUACCAGCCCUCCCUCUGCUAUGAUAUCCCAGAGUGCCUCAGUCUUGGACUCCACCUGCAUGCCUGCAUCUCCGGUUUGCUCCUACUUUGUAAUGUCUGUUCCUGCGGCUCAGAGUGCUGCAGGUGCUAAUACAGAAUCUCUUGCCAACCCUUACCCUGGUACCCAUGUUGGUGUGCUUCAAUCCUGGUCAGCAAGCAACCCACUUGGAAUCUAACAUUUUGAAAGGGAGGUUAUGGGAAAGUUAGACUGGAUAUGUAUUUAUUUGUUAGUGGGUAAACAUUUAAGAAUUUAUAAUAAAGUUUGUUUUUGAAGGCAGUGUAA